Vidua chalybeata is the source of this 875-nucleotide messenger RNA. RefSeq names its product 5E5 antigen-like. NCBI's taxonomy places the organism in Eukaryota, Metazoa, Chordata, Aves, Passeriformes, Viduidae. Bases 1 to 846 code for a protein of 281 amino acids. The record is from RefSeq and is a predicted model, not a curated record. The transcript has 2 exons.
AUGGCGCCGGGGGCGCGCCGCCGCCAAUCCGGCGAUCGCACCAUCGUGACGGCAGGUGGCGGGGCGGGGCCGGCCGGGGCGGGUGACGUAAUCGGCUGUAAACAAAUAGAGCCGGGGGCGCGCGCGGGGGGGUGGGUCAGCGCAAGAGGCCGCGUGCCCGCGCGAGGGCCUCCGCGCGCCGGGGCGCGCGCCCGCACUGCGGGCAGCCGCGUGCGCCAGGGCCGGGGCGCGCGCGCCAGUGCGCGGCGUCCCCGCGCGGAUUUCCGCGCGCGGCGGCGCGGGCAGGGCGCGGCGCGCGGCGCCGGCCGGCGGCGGGGCCGCGCGGGGAGCCGCGCGAGCGCGGCCGCGCGCUGUCUCCGGGGAGCGCGGAGCCACGUCAGCGGCGGGGGCGGCGGCCGCGUCAGCGCGCCGGGACCGCCCCACGCAAGGGCGGCCGCAGCAGCGCGGCGGCGUGGGCGCUCCCGGAGCCGUGAGCCGGUGAUCGGUUGUGCCCGCGGGCGGCGGAGGCGGCGCGUCUGCGCGUCCUUGCCUUUUCCCGGAGCGCAGGGGUGCGCCGCUGGCACCACGCAGUGCCCGGCGGUCCGGGAGCCGAGCGCGGCGCUCCCUCACGCUUGUGAGCCGUGGCCUUCAGACCGCGGCCACGCCGGGGUCUCCGGCCGGGGACCUCAGCGCAGAGCGAAGCCUUUCCCGGGCAUUCGGCGGCCCCGGGCCCUUGUGCCCGAGCACGGCGAAGUCUUCUCACAGGCCGCGAGCCGGGCCUCGGCUCGGGCUCUCCGCGGACAUCCCAAAACACCGCGUCUGGCCCUGCGCGCCCCCCAUCGCACUGAGCUGUUGUCCCAGAUGUGAUGAAGAAACCUCAAUAACUUACUUUCCUG